Messenger RNA from Wasmannia auropunctata (little fire ant), 3699 nucleotides. It is a transcript of the gene Art4, whose product is annotated as histone-arginine methyltransferase CARMER. Gene Ontology annotation, molecular function: protein-arginine N-methyltransferase activity. The coding region runs from base 84 to 1892 and encodes 602 amino acids. The record is from RefSeq and is a predicted model, not a curated record. Gene Ontology annotation, biological process: peptidyl-arginine methylation. NCBI's taxonomy places the organism in Eukaryota, Metazoa, Arthropoda, Insecta, Hymenoptera, Formicidae. The transcript is spliced from 8 exons.
AGCGAGAGCGAGCGAGCGGGGACGGGAAGGGAAAGAGAAACAGCGUCUCGGGAAGCGCGCUGGCACACGCGGUGUAGCGAAAAAUGGCGAAGACGUUUCGCGCGGUGACGGUCUCGGCUCUGUCAAACAAUGGCCAGUCCACGCCGAAGUACAACAAACCGGUCGCGCUCAAUAUCAAUUACGACCCGCAGGGCCUCAGCGUCGAGCUCGUCUCAGAUGUCGGCAGCAGGGAAAAAACGACUCUAUUGGAAUUCCCAGUGACUCCCAGUACCGAAUGCUCUCGUGUAUCGUCUCGAAGUUAUGUUUUUACACUCGAUACAGAUAGCUUACUGAUUACAUUUGCUAAUGAAACAGAUUUCCGCAAUUUUCACUCGCACAUAGUAAAACUCAAGAUGGGGAAAGGAGUGUCGGCGUUUAACGAAAGAACAGAAGAAUCCUCGGCGAUGCAGUAUUUCCAAUUUUACGGUUAUCUCUCGCAGCAGCAGAACAUGAUGCAGGAUUAUAUUAGGACCAGUACGUACCAGCGAGCGAUUCUCGGGAAUCUGUCUGAUUUCAAGGAUAAAGUUGUGCUAGACGUAGGAGCUGGUUCUGGUAUAUUAUCGUUCUUCGCCAUACAAGCCGGCGCGAAAAAGGUGUACGCCGUGGAGGCGAGCAAUAUGGCAAAUCACGCCGAGCUUCUAGUUGCAGCUAAUAAUUUAUCUGAUAAAAUAAUAGUCAUAGCCGGAAAGAUAGAAGAGAUCGAUUUACCCGAGCAAGUGGACUGUAUAGUGAGUGAGCCUAUGGGAUACAUGUUGUAUAAUGAACGAAUGCUCGAAACUUAUCUCCAUGCGAAAAAGUGGUUAAGUCCAGGCGGAAGAAUGUUUCCCUCCAGAGGUGAUCUGCAUAUCGCACCCUUCUCCGACGAAAAUCUUUACAUGGAACAAUUCAAUAAGGCCAACUUUUGGUAUCAGACAUGUUUCCACGGGGUCGAUCUCUCUGCCAUGAGAAAUAACGCCAUUAAGGAAUAUUUUAGACAACCGAUUGUCGAUACUUUUGAUAUUAGAAUAUGUAUGGCGAAAUCUGUGAGGCACAUAGUAGACUUCCAAACAGCUGAUGAGACUGAUUUACAUAAAAUAGAGAUUAAUGUCGAUUUUCACAUACUGGAGAGUGGUACGUGCCACGGUUUAGCUUUUUGGUUCGACGUAGCGUUUAUCGGAUCCACGCAACAAGUUUGGUUAAGUACUGCUCCUACAGAACCUCUCACGCACUGGUAUCAAGUGCGCUGUCUCUUAGAGAAUCCAUUGUUUUGUAAAAGCGGGCAGCUACUCUCCGGGAAAGUCAUUCUUAUAGCAAAUAAAAGACAAUCCUACGACGUAACAAUAGAACUGAAGCUCGAAGGAACGAAUCUGGAAAGCAGUAACAACACCCUAGACUUGAAAAAUCCUUACUUCCGAUACACAGGCGCCGCGGCGCAGCCGCCACCGGGUUUAAAUAACACCUCGCCCAGCGAGUCCUACUGGACGACCCUGGAUACGCAGGGCGCGCGACAGGCGGUGAACAUGGUCAAUGGAAUGUCGGUUAACGGUCUCGGGGAGGUCUCGAUGGAUACAAGCGCAACAGUAAAUCCAAAUAAUUUGCUGGCAAUAGGAGGACAACCAAACAUUCAUCCGGGCUCCAUUUCGAGUACAGGACGAGGUCGCGUCGGAGGUACGGCCACGAGCACACAAGCGGCACAAUUGAUAGGCGGUGGAAUAACUCCAAAUAUGUUUACGUCGCCCGCCACUCUUGGUGUUACUUUCCAGCAAUCGCUGGUCCUCGGCAACACUUCUCAUUAUCCAGUGAAUCCCAGCCUGAUGAUCGGUGACUACGUGACUCCUGGGAACGGCAUUACGCCGCAGGCGUAUCGGCAAUGAUCUACGGCGAAAUCGUUUCUCGCCGAGUAUUCCCGCAAAGUAAAACAAUUACAUAACAAUCGUAAUAGUUGUAGCAGUAUUGGAGACAUCGGCAGCAACAGUAAGCAAGGCCGCAAACUGGUAUUUAGCUCCCCGACCAGUAAGCUCCGACUCUCGUCCGCUGUACGAAUUUUAAGUACCGUCGACCUGGCCAAUCUCAAUUCAGACUUUAGCCACAGCAACGUCGCUUAUACAAACAAAAGUACAGCCAGUCCUGGGUUUGCGUUCGAUUGGAAUCCCGUCAGGAAUAAGUCUCAGUGGGAGGCACGUUGGAAAAGACUGCGAGCCGUCCUCUCGUAGUUGUCAUUUAGCUCUCAUACAGUCGAUUUUUCAUUUUUGGUCGUCCCUCGGAAAAGAAAUGGAAAAGAUCUUCCAGAUCGACGUGCAUGCUUGCCAAAUAUAUCCACGUGAAAAUAUAAUAUUUUUAAUGACAAUAUACAGUCGCUAUAGUAUAGGCAUCACUAUUUUACGAAGUCUUGACAUAAAUCCGUGAAACGAUAACUUAUUAAUAAAAGGAAGGAAUCGGGAAUGAUCGCGCGCGCGUCGCGCGCGAUCCGUUUGUUUUAAUUCGAAUUCAGAUGAUUUAGAACUCGACUCCAAGUACUCGAAGACAGUCAUAUUUUACUAUGCUGCGCCGUUGGCUUGGUUGGGUUUCGAUAUCAAGCGACUUUUACACGAGUUUUUAGAGUAGGAAAAAAAACCAGCGACGUUUCGAGAAACAUUUUCGAGAAGUGCAAAGAGCAAUAAUACAUAAUAGGGGCAUGUGUUGUAAAGCACUCUGUGGCAUUACCUGUUAUUCAGAUGUCUCUUGCGCUUGGGUUUUAAUCGACGUGUCUUUAUUUCGUUAGCAUGACACAAAACGCGAGGAAGUACAACUUUUUUUUUUAACGAGUAUUAGAGCUAUAUUGUCGCGUAUAUUUUAGUCCCGUGUCAAAUCCGUAAUCGAGACGUUUUAAUUGCUUGAUGGGUGUGAGGCAAUCGUUCAAUCUGUCGAUUAUGUUUCGUAAUAUAAAUUGUAUAUAUAUAUCUGAAUGUAUGACGCAAACGUAGGUCGUGGGAUACUUCAUCUAGAAAAGAGGAAACGCGACGGAUUUCAUUAAAAUCACCCCUGUAUUAUGUAUGUGACAUUGCCAUAGUAUGUAAAUGUAAUUGCAGGUUUUAUCACAAACUCACUGUACACACUGGACAGGACCGCUCGAAUGGAAUCUUAUAGGUUUAACGAUCUGUAAUUCGUAAAAUGUAGCUUUACGUUACAUUUAAUUUUUUUUUUACAUGUAUUUUAUAAGUCGCGAGAAAUGUCUGUUUUGAAAGAGUCUUUGUGAAAAAUCCAUUACGCAUGUAAUACAACAUAUUGUAGUAUUCGAGCUAUAUUAUUCACAAAUUAAAGAUAUAUACCAUAUGUUCUUUCUUCGCCGCAUUUAUAAACAUACGAUCAAAGUCAUUUUUGCGUCAAAUUUUGCAUCACGUCUACAUGUAUUUUGUAUGUUAUGAUAUUAGUAAAGUAAUCAAUGAUGAAAGAUCUUUGAAAAUGGACGUUUUUCUGCAUCGACGAUCUGUACACAUAUAAUAAGUAGUGAUACUUGGAAACACGCAUAUUCCCUGUAUUUAUAAUAGUUAUGAAGUAAAAUACACAGCUAAUGAUUUUUUCAACAUCUAACCCUUUUCACUCAUUGAUACAGCGAUCCAAAAUUCAGUCACUGCACAAUUAUUUUAACGUCUAGUGUACUUCUUAUAGUUUAAUUAAUUAAAAAACAGUCAUCACAUAUUG